AUGAGCCCACAGUCGAAAUACAGUGGCACCCUUCAGCCAAAAGAUGGCAACCAUACUUGGGGCUGCUGGGACACGGGUGAUGCUCGACACCAUGAUGAAGCCAUGAUGGCUCAGCAGGACCGAAUUCAGCAAGAGAUUGCAGUGCAGAACCCUCUGGUCUCGGAGCGUCUGGAGCUUUCGGUCUUAUACAAGGAGUAUGCUGAGGAUGACAACAUCUAUCAACAGAAGAUCAAGGACCUCCACAAAAAGUACUCGUACAUCCCCAAGACCAGGCCUGAUGGAAACUGCUUCUACUGAGCUUUUGGAUUCUCCCACUUGGAGGCGCUGCUGGAUGACAGCAGGGAAUUGCAACGGUUUAAGGCCGUGUCCGCCAAGAGCAAAGAGGACCUGGUGUCCCAGGGCUUCACCGAGUUCACAAUUGAGGAUUUCCACAACACGUUCAUGGACCUGAUCGAGCAGGUGGAGAAGCAGACCUCAGUAGCCGACCUGCUGGCCUCCUUCAAUGACUCGGACUACCCCGUCGUGUACCUGUGGCUGCUCACGUCAGGCUACCUGCAGCGCGAGAGCAAGUUCUUCGAGCACUUCAUCGAGGGUGGGAGGACCGUCAAGGAGUUCUGUCAGCAGGAGGUGGAGCCCACGUGCAAAGAGAGUGACCACAUUCACAUCAUCGCGCUGGCCCAGGCCCUCAGUGUCUCCAUCCAGGUGGAACACAUGGACCGCGGCGAGGGCGGCACCACCAACCCGCACAUCUUUCCCGAGGGCUCCGAGCCCAAGGUCUACCUUCUCUAUCAGCCUGGACACUACGACAUCCUCUACAAAUAGGGCUGGCCCUGGCCUGCCACUGCCCUGCCUGCCCUCCCCUCUGCCAGGCGCUAGACAUGUACAGAGGUUUUUUGUGGUUGUAAAUGGUCAUACUUCACUCCCCUCCUCCCCCCGUCACACGACCUUCCACAUUUUAUUAAAGGGGAUGCUGGUGGUGAAAAAAA
This is a messenger RNA of Neofelis nebulosa (Clouded leopard), 986 nucleotides long. Its product is annotated as ubiquitin thioesterase OTUB1-like. Gene Ontology annotation, molecular function: ubiquitin binding; cysteine-type deubiquitinase activity. NCBI's taxonomy places the organism in Eukaryota, Metazoa, Chordata, Mammalia, Carnivora, Felidae. The record is from RefSeq and is a predicted model, not a curated record. Gene Ontology annotation, biological process: protein K48-linked deubiquitination; negative regulation of double-strand break repair. Gene Ontology annotation, cellular component: nucleus.